AGUUGAGGCGUGUGGGUUUUGAUUGAUUUAAUGCUCAUACAUUGUAUUUAUGUGAACAAAAUAAUGAAUAUAACGAGGCAAACUGUACAACAUUCCCCCUAAAAUGUCAUGAAGAAGAAGUUUAAAUUAGAAAGCAUGAGUUCUUCAGAAUCGUGUGUACAUCAUUACGUUCAGCCACAUGGGUUUCAGUUUCUACAGUCCUGUAGUAUAUCCAUGGGCGCUGCGCGCUGCGGCCGCUAGGGGGCGACAGCGUCCCGUCCACGCUGCCACUCCUCGGAAGUUGAGAGGGCGUCUUUUUGUCCCAACACAACACGACCAAAACAAUGAAAGCCAUCAUUCAGAGGGUCACCGCGGCGACCGUGACAGAGUGCGCAAGAUCCUGAACCUGCGGCUGUUCGAGGACGAGGGCGGCCGGGCGUGGAGCAAGAGCGUCAUGGACCGGGACUUUGAGGUGCUGUGUGUGAGCCAGUUCACACUGCAGUGUAUCCUGAAGGGCAACAAGCCAGACUUCCACUCGGCCAUGCCCGCAGAGCUGGCCCAGCCCUUCUACAACAGCAUCCUCGAGAGCAUGAGGAGUGCCUACAAGCCAGAGCUUAUCAAGGACGGGAAGUUCGGCGCCUACAUGCAGGUUCAAAUCCAAAACGAUGGACCUGUCACCAUUGAACUGGCCUCGCCUGCUGGUCCCACAGAUGCUAGACUGCUGUCAAAGCAGGAGAAGCAGCAGCAGAGGAAAGAGAAGACGCGCUCCAAGGGCCCCUCAGAGUCGGGCAGGGAGAAGGGCGCCCAGCGUUCCCGACAGGACCCCAACGCCAGCAGUGGAGCAGAGGGUGACGUGUCGUCAGAGAGGGAGCCGUAGGUUAGCAGGCUUGGUGUAUUAUCACUAAAGGAUGCUCCCAGAAGAGGGCAGUGGGCUCUUUACUUUCAUUCCAUCGGAUCCCUACUUUCCUUCAUGAAGCUUUUACAUCAAACAAACGCGGUCGUCGAAAUUGAGUUGAAGAUGGAUCCUCGUCGAAAUGAAACGGAUCAAUGAACAUCUGUAAAUAAUGAAGUAUAUUAUUUUGUUCUUACCCUAUUGAAAUGAUAUCUCAUGUGGUUCGGACACGCGUACCUACACUUCGAGUGUGUUGAUUUACCACUCGUGUAUAUCAAAAAUAAAAUGUAAAUAUGUACAUACCUUUUUCAAAAAGAAUUCUAACACUGUAUUCUUGAAAACGUUCACAUUAUUAGUAUUUUUCAAUCCGGGGGAGGCACAGUUUCACAUUCACAAGUAGGCUCUUAUUUAUGGGAGCCUUACUCAGAAGUAAGACAGGCUUUUCCUUCCUUCUGUGGCAGAAAGCCUCAACAAACCUGGAUGAAACGUUUGUCCCCGCUGCAUGUCCUUUUAUACAGUAUGAUCUUUUACACAUGUACUUAUUUAACAAAUAUUUUUUAUCCAGCAUAUUGGCACCACAAAAACACUGAUCAUAACUGCUUUUAAUAUUGUGACGGAUCGGUGUGUAUCAGUUGUCUGCUUUUGAAAGACUGCACUCUGAGCCAUCAAUCACCGGGAGAGUGGUAUAUAUUCACAUGUGACUUAAGACAUGUGAUUAUAUACAACUCUUAAAAGUUGCACUAAUCAAUAAAAAGAACAACAAAAACAUAAAAACUAAUUUGAGGAGAACAUUUUAACUUCUUUCAGCUCAUUGUUUUUGUUUCAGGGCGGCAACUUUGUUGUUCUAGUUCAAUGUCACUGCACUCGUGCAACAUGCAGCCAAAGAUCAGCUAAUGCAGCUUUAUCUUGACCUGCUCCAUAUUAGUGUCAACAUUGUACAAUAAUAAAUGACAACAAGACCAAAAGCUACAUGACAAGUAUAUAGCGUCAUAUGGGUAGAAAUGUCUUUGUAAAAAUAUUGAAAUCCUAUAAUAAGUUUAUUUUUCCAUUAUUAGUGAAUAAUAAAAAUAUUUGAUAUUUGGGUU
Scophthalmus maximus (turbot) is the source of this 1956-nucleotide messenger RNA. It is a transcript of the gene dtd1, whose product is annotated as D-aminoacyl-tRNA deacylase 1. Gene Ontology annotation, molecular function: D-tyrosyl-tRNA(Tyr) deacylase activity. Gene Ontology annotation, biological process: tRNA metabolic process. Bases 179 to 856 code for a protein of 225 amino acids. Gene Ontology annotation, cellular component: cytoplasm. The transcript is spliced from 5 exons. The record is from RefSeq and is a predicted model, not a curated record. NCBI's taxonomy places the organism in Eukaryota, Metazoa, Chordata, Actinopteri, Pleuronectiformes, Scophthalmidae.